AUGUGGGUUGGGAAGACCUCCUUGAUGAAUCAAUAUGUCAAUAAAAAGUUCAGCAACCAGUACAAGGCGACCAUUGGGGCCGAUUUCUUGACUAAGGAAGUUCAAUUUGAGGACCGGCUUUUCACUUUACAGAUAUGGGACACGGCUGGUCAGGAAAGGUUCCAGAGCCUUGGCGUAGCGUUUUAUCGCGGUGCUGAUUGCUGCGUGCUUGUGUAUGAUGUCAACUCCGCGAAAUCAUUUGAGGAUCUCAACAACUGGAGGGAAGAGUUUCUGAUUCAGGCAAGUCCUUCGGAUCCUGAGAACUUUCCCUUUGUUGUCAUCGGUAAUAAGAUCGAUGUUGAUGGUGGAAACAGUCGGGUGGUUUCAGAGAAGAAGGCUCGAGCUUGGUGUGCUUCGAAAGGAAACAUUCCCUACUAUGAAACCUCUGCUAAAGAAGGCACCAAUGUAGAAGACGCCUUCAUGUGUAUAACCAAGAACGCAAUGAAGAGUGGUGAAGAGGAAGAAAUGUACAUGCCUGACACAAUUGAUGUCGGAACCAGCAAUUCACAGAGGUCAACAGGAUGUGAAUGCUAAAAGGAUUUUUCACCACCAACCUCAUUCUAUCAUGUUUUUUUACCAUAUUGUAAAGCUGUUGUUUUGUGAUGAACUUUUUUUUUUUUAAAUAGAAUCAUAUAAUUAAUAAAUAAACAACCGAAUUGGAUUGGUCGGUGUUUGUGGCCGUAUAUUAUGGAUCUCUUUUUUUCCUACAUUAAACAUUAUUGUUGUCCUGUCCAUUACAUUAUUUUUCUUUUUUGAAAUUGUUGUCCAUUACUUUUAUGAAAAGACUUAAUGGUUUCUUUUUCUUUCUGUUUUCCUUACUUUUUGUUUAUCUUUAAGGAUGACUUUAUCUAUAAUUGA
Molecule: messenger RNA, 897 nt
Organism: Thlaspi arvense
Lineage: Eukaryota; Viridiplantae; Streptophyta; Magnoliopsida; Brassicales; Brassicaceae
Source: the annotation of a GenBank genome assembly